Ruditapes philippinarum (Manila clam) is the source of this 1910-nucleotide messenger RNA. RefSeq names its product solute carrier family 25 member 44-like. Gene Ontology annotation, cellular component: mitochondrion. The record is from RefSeq and is a predicted model, not a curated record. Gene Ontology annotation, molecular function: branched-chain amino acid transmembrane transporter activity. The transcript has 4 exons. Lineage: Eukaryota; Metazoa; Mollusca; Bivalvia; Venerida; Veneridae. Gene Ontology annotation, biological process: branched-chain amino acid catabolic process. Bases 151 to 1143 code for a protein of 330 amino acids.
GUUGCCGUAAAUGACAGUUCCUCCGACGAAAGAACCGAAAUGCUGAUACUAUGUAGAAGGAAUUGUUCUGAGGUGUGACAGUGAGAAUGAUGAAAAAUCUAUGUGAAUCAAAGAAAUCUUUCUGUUUGUGUGAGUGAGGAGGUUACAAAGAUGACAAGUCUCGAGGAUGAGGCGAUUGUUGAAGAGACUCAAACUGUUGAGCUUCAUAUGAUGGAGAUGAAGAAGUACCUGCCCAUGUGUGUAUGUAGUGGUUUGUUUAUGAGAAGUGUCCUCUAUCCAUACAGUGUUAUCAAAACAAGGCUACAAGUCCAGGCAGGAAAAGAUGUUUAUAAAGGGACAUGGGAUGCUGUGAAAUGUAUAUCAAGAACUGAAGGUUUUAGGGGUUUUUACUCAGGGUUCGGAGUUCAUCUGUUUUCAAUUAUACCUGGUUUUUGUUACAUCAGUUCAUAUGAAGGUGUUCGCCACUAUAUGAAUACAAAAACCAACUGGAAUCAGGGAUGGGCUAAAUCCCUUGUUGGAGGAUGUGUAGCUUCUGUAGUAGGACAGACUUUAGUGGUACCAAUUGAUAUUAUAAAUCAGCAUAUCAUGUUGUUAGGUAAAAAUGAUGUCAAAAAAACAAAAGCCAGGGAAAAAUUAAGAACUUUGCAGGAAAUUCACAUUCCAGAUGAAUUACGACAGAGACGAUUCGGAACUAUUAAAGCUGUGAUAUCACAUGUAUAUAAAGCUGAUGGAAUACUAGGAUUUUAUAAAGGGUACUUUGUCUCCAUAGCAACCUUUGCACCAAACAGUGCGCUAUGGUGGUUCUUCUAUGAACUAUAUAAAGAGAAAUUCCUGUCUGUGAUCCCGGAAGCUGUGCCAAGAUUAUUGGUGAUGUCGUGUAUGGCGGCUCCGCUGGCUGGAGUGUCAUCUGCAACUCUCACCAAUGGGGUAGAUGUCAUCAGGGUUAGGAUGCAGGUAAAAGGUGGUUCUGCAAGGGAGACAUUUACAGUACUGCUGAGAGAUGAAGGUUACAAGUUCUGGUGGAAGGGGCUGACAGCAAGAUUACUACAGAGUUGUGUCUCCUCUGUUCUCAUCCUUAGUUUGUAUGAACCACUCAAACGCUGGAGUCUUAAGGAAGAAUAUAGAGAGUCUUUCAAGUGGUGAUAGUUGUUAGAAUUAUAAGUACGGAAUGAUAAAUUCUUGUAAAUAGUUUUAAAAAAAUUUAGAAGACAUUAGGGAUACAUUUCUCUGAAAAGUUUUUGAUUAUAGAGAUUUUUUAAAAUUUUAUUUGUAGAUGAUUUUUACAAGGGUAAUAUUUAUAGAGAAUGGUUUUAAUAAUUAAUUUUCAAACUCCGCUUAUUAUUUAGCUCAAUAAUUCGAAGAAUGGGAGAGAGCUAUUGUACUCACUUUAGUAUUAUCAUAACACUUUGGUUAAUCUUUUGUGUGCAAAGUGGCUCCAAAAUUACUGAAGAGAAUGUGUUGAAACUUCAACACACUUGUUUUUUGUGAUUAUCGAACAUAAUCGGUACAUGUCCCAAAACUCUGAGUAACCCUUUUACAGGGUUAUGUCCCUUUCCUUACUGUCAAGCAUUGAGAAUAGUCGAGCCUGCUGUUACAGACAGCUUUUGUUUUUAAGAUGCAUUAUGUUAAUUAUCUUAACAAUGUUUCAGAGAUGUUUUCAUAAUUAUACUGGUAGAAAUUUGUUCCUUGUUUUGUUCUUUUGAUACAUGCUAUAAUAUUUGUUUAAGGUAUGAUAUUUGACAUGUUAUUAAUCAAAGAUAUAAUUUGAAAUUUAGUAUGUUACAUUGACUUGAAGUCUCAUAUGAUAUAAUAUUGAUAAAUCCUUAAUUGAUAGUUUUCUGUAUUAUAAGUAGAUAUAUUAGAACAUAAAACUGGACAAACUGUUUAUGAUUUGCUGUGUUCUUGUACAC